AUAAUUAAAUGCUCAUUUUGAGCUGAAUCCUGAAGAGUUGAGGGAGGCUGCGACAACAGGACAGGAAGUCACAGCUGCUUGCAAAACACCAGACUGACCAUUUGACCAUCAGGGUCUUAUUGACAUAAGCUGGGCCCUCUAGCAAAGGUUGCCAUGUGUGGGAGACGAGGACACAGCAUGGCCACCGGACGCCUUUUCGCUAUUUGCUUUCUUUUGUUCUUCAGCUUUUGCCAGAUCUCCGGAGUACUGCACAGACCAGCGAGCUCCAUCCUCAGGCAAGAUGGCAUAAUUGCUGUUUCUCACAGACUGCUCAGUGCCGGACACAGAAGAACAGUCUACACAGAAGACGGAAAAUUGUGUAAGUUUCCAUUUCGGCUAGGAGGACGCCUGCAUUUUUCCUGCAUGUCAGGUUUAAUCUUCAAUAAAAACUGGUGUGCUACAACACAUAACUAUGACCGAGACAAAGAAUGGGGGGUUUGUGUCACAAACACAAGUGUGGAAGUGGUUUUUAAGGACCAUUGUGCCAAGAAGCCUUGCCAAAAUGGUGGCACGUGUAGCAAUAUACCAUUUCUAAACACUCACUACUGUAGAUGCCCAGAGGAGUUCUCAGGACAUGACUGCGAGAUUGCCAAGUGCUUUGAUGAAGCUCACUACCAGUAUUACGAUAUUGGAGACAGCUGGGCCAGAAUUCACAAUGGAAGAGUGGAGCGAUGUACCUGUCAGAACAGCCAGAUACAGUGUUACACUGGAGAGCGAUACACAGCCUGCCUAUUGAACCCAUGCCAGAAUGGAGCAGCUUGUCGUAUAAUGAUCUCAACUGGGAGACCUGUGUGUGGAUGUAGAGGAAAAUUUGUAGGGAAAUACUGCAAUAUUGAUGUCAGGCAGAAUUGCUAUGAUUAUGACAACGCCACUGAAUAUCGAGGGGUUGUGAAGAAAAGCCUUUCGGGCUUCAACUGCCUCCGGUGGAAUUCAGACUUGCUCCACCAGGAGAUCCACGUCAACAUGUUGGAUGAUUAUAUGCGCAAAGGUUUAGGAUCCCAUCCAUACUGCAGGAGUCCUGAUGGAGAUAUGACCCCUUGGUGUUAUGUGCUUAAAGACAACUAUUUGUCCUGGGAGACCUGCCCUAUCCGUAUAUGUUCUGACAAGGCUCGAAGAAUUGUCAUGGAAGAUGACUUUGCGGUUACCACAUUUGCCUUGAAACCAAAGUGUGGGAAAAGACAUGAGAAGCGGGUUAUACUGCGAGGCCGAAUACUGGGUGGUCUUUCAGCACUUCCAGGAGCUCACCCCUGGCUGGCGGCUAUAUACAUUGGGCAAAAUUUCUGCUCUGGCACCCUUGUAAUGCCUUGCUGGGUGGUGUCAGCCGCUCACUGCUUCGCAGACAGCCCACGGAAAUCAACAGUGAGAGUGGUCCUGGGGCAACACUUCUACAAUGAAACCACAGACGUCACACAGACAUUUGAAAUAGAUAGAUAUAUAUUUUAUGACAAGUACUCGGUCUUCAAGCCCAAAGAGCAUGACCUUGUGUUAAUUAGGCUGAAAAGAAAAGAUAAUGCUUGUGCAAAGAAGACUCAGUUUGUGCAGACAAUCUGCCUGCCGGAUGAUGGCAUCACCUUCGAAGAUGGUCAUGAGUGUCAAGUGUCUGGAUGGGGGCGGAUGAAAGAAGAUGCCCAAGAUUAUGCCUAUGUUCUGCAGGAAAUCAAGGUGCCCUUAGUCCCGGAUAAUAAAUGCAGCAGCCCUGAAGUCUAUGGAUCUGAACUGAGUACAAACAUGCUCUGCGCUGGAUAUUUUGAUUGCAGCAAAGAUGCCUGUCAGGGUGACUCUGGGGGGCCCCUGGCCUGUGAGCAGGAUGGUAUCGCCUACCUGUACGGGAUUGUCAGUUGGGGAGAUGGAUGCGGCCAAUUGAACAAACCCGGAGUCUAUACCAAAGUAUCUAAUUAUGUGCAAUGGAUCAACAGCAAGAUCAUGCCAAAAAAAGCUGACAAAAAGAGAUGAAAGCUGCACCAUGUGACAUUUUCAGCUUAUUUUUUAUUUUAAAAGGAAACUAUUUCAGUAAAAUAAUUGUAGAAUGUGAACAGUA
Molecule: messenger RNA, 2077 nt
Organism: Nanorana parkeri
Lineage: Eukaryota; Metazoa; Chordata; Amphibia; Anura; Dicroglossidae
Gene: HGFAC
Product: HGF activator
Exons: 14
Coding region: 154-1992 (612 amino acids)
Biological process (GO): zymogen activation; blood coagulation
Cellular component (GO): extracellular region; rough endoplasmic reticulum
Molecular function (GO): serine-type endopeptidase activity; calcium ion binding
Source: RefSeq, a predicted model, not a curated record